UAGCAGACCUCAGCUAUUUUUCUCCCAGUAAUGAUGCUGCCGAGCUGGAGAAAUUACUCGGAGAGAAGAAAGAUGCCCUCAUUCUGGACGUUUGCUGCGGAACUGGAUUGGCGGGACAAGAGCUCUCAAAGCGUGGUUUCCACAACCUCCACGCUCUGGAUGCCUCCAAGGAAAUGUUGGAGCAGGCAGAACAGAAGGGCGUCUACAAGAAACUGAUUCAAGCUUUCAUUGGGCCUGAACGAUUGGAUAUCGCCGACGACAAAUACGAUGCAGUCAUUAUGUCUGGAGCUAUAGGAAGUAGACACGUGGACGGAGGUGGAUUGGCAGAACUGAUACGUAUUGUUAAACGGGGCGGUUACGUGACUAUGGACUACGUUUUUAAGUACAACCAUGAUAGUGACUACGGCGGGAAGAGUUUUGACGAAAUGAUAGACAGUCACAUCAUAGCCGGACGCUGGGUCACGGUGACCAGACGCUUGGUGGAGAAGUCGUUUAACUCUCUGGAUGGAAUGCAGUACACUUUUCAAGUGAAAUAAAUGCGGUCAUGGCCGAAAUGUGAUUGCUUUGCGUGAGACUAGCAUGGAUUUCUCUAACUGAAGGACUGACUUUUUCUUGAAUGAAAUUUAAUGUCAUUGCGCUAGAUGUUAAUAUUCUGAGUAAAUAAACAUCAAUUAAUAAUACAAUCAGUGCAUAAGUUAAAUAUUUUCUAUAUACCAAUUUCAAAAUUAAGCAAAUACA
This is a messenger RNA of Lingula anatina, 738 nucleotides long. Its product is annotated as methyltransferase-like protein 27. Lineage: Eukaryota; Metazoa; Brachiopoda; Lingulata; Lingulida; Lingulidae. The record is from RefSeq and is a predicted model, not a curated record.